Messenger RNA from Rotaria sp. Silwood2, 1764 nucleotides. The record is from the annotation of a GenBank genome assembly. NCBI's taxonomy places the organism in Eukaryota, Metazoa, Rotifera, Eurotatoria, Philodinida, Philodinidae.
AUGUAUGAUCUUUCUGAUAUUCAAAAGCAAAUUGGGAUUGAAACAUUGCAUGAUUGUUGCUGGACCUGUAGUAUUUCCGAACUUUCUAGUUAUUGGCAACAACAAUAUCGUCAACCUGAAAUCUCAUGUAAAUGCAUGUCAUUGUUGCAUUAUAAUAUUCGUCAUUUUUAUUCAAAUCAAGCUGAACUUAUUGAUAUGGUAAAUGUCUUUUCUCCAAAUAUAAUCUCUCUCAACGAACUUGGUACCACCAUUCCGAAGAAAAUAAUCAAUCAACUUCUCUUCUCCUACAAUGUUUAUUUAAAAGAAGGUACGAACUCACAUGGCGAUGUUGUACUCGCAGUUGACAAAAGAUUAUCAUGUCAACAAAUAGAAAUUAAUGAACCGAAUCUAAUUGCUGUUCGAAUUAGAAUAGAUAAUCAACGAUUUGUUGUCGCAAGUAUCUAUUCACCACCGACUGAACAAUUACCUUUGACUACAAUGACAAAGUUAGUAAGUGAAGCGAAGAACGUUAUCAUUGCAGGAGAUCUAAAUGCCAAACAUCCUGACUGGGGCUGUCUGCAGGUGAACACUAAGGGUCGGAAGUUGGCUAAUUGGCUCAUACAGCAUAAUUUAAGUGUACUCAAUAGUGGUAUUAAAUCAUCUCUACGUUCCAACACAACAAUUGAUCUUGUUAUAUCUGGUGAAAUUCCUGAAACUUCUGAAAGCAAAUCUUUAUCUUAUACAGGUAGUGAUCACCUACCUAUACUCACGAAAUUCUUUCGGCUUAAUGUAUUAAUGGACAAACACUUAGUACCUCGAACUUAUUGGAAAAUUUAUUCAUCAAUUCUAACAGUUCUUAUUGAUCAAUUUAAAGACGAACAAGAAAAUUAUUCGAACAGCGCCAACAGCACACACAAUUGGUUUCUAAUACUUGAACAAUUCCUGGCUGCUCUUAAACUUCGAGUAACAAUAUGGAAAGAAGUCAAACGAAAACGACCAUCGAUCUCACCAUCAUUGCAAGUACUUCUCCGACACAAACAUUAUUUACAAAAUCGGUAUCGACAUUCAAGAUUUGAAGAAGAUCGAUUAAGAUUACGAUCUUGGAAUGUAACUGUUAAACGAGAAUUUCAAGCACUUAAACAACGAAGUUGGGAACAAUUUAUAUCAAAUGUUGCCUCUCCAAAUCCAUCAUCAUUCUGGCGAACAGUGAAAAAGUUGAAUAAAAAGAAAUCAGUUGACUUUUCGGCCGUAACAGAAGCAAAUAUAACGCAUAAAUCUCCGGUGGAUAUUGUUAAGUGUCUAAGUCACCACUUUACUGAACGUCAUUCACUUUCAUCAUUGAAUAUGACAAAUACACUUGAUAAAGAAGCUGAUGAACUGUGGAAACUAUUUAGUUCAGCUGAUACAAAUGAUAUUGAAUUAGUACUUACUCAAUCAGAUCUCAAAUUUAAUGAACAAGAUGUAAAAAAUACGAUUCGAUCAUUAAAAAAUAAAAGCUCAUCCGGUUUUGAUCAAUUAUCCAAUAAGAUGAUUAAACUUCUCCCGACACAUUACCACGGUAUGCUUACACAUGCUUACAACGUUUUAUUUCGCUAUGCACAUUGGGGAAAGGAAUGGAAAAUGGCUCGGACAAUAUGUCUCAAUAAAAGCGAUAAUCCUGCACCAACGACAAAUCAAUUACGUCCUAUCUCUAUGUUGCCAACAUUCAGUAAAAUCUAUGAAAGAUUAUUUCUCAUUAGAUUCAACAGCUGGUCAUCUAAAAUGAAUAUCUUACCUCUCCAAUAA